Molecule: messenger RNA, 3618 nt
Organism: Oldenlandia corymbosa var. corymbosa
Lineage: Eukaryota; Viridiplantae; Streptophyta; Magnoliopsida; Gentianales; Rubiaceae
Source: the annotation of a GenBank genome assembly
AAAAACUGGUGGAUACACUGCUAAAAUGUCCAAAUCUACUGGUCUUGAGUCACUUGACUUCUUCAAUCAAUAUCAAUCAAAAAGACUAAAAAAGACUUAAAGUUUACCACAACUAAUUUGCUUCUUUUCAUGCACAAAGAAAAGGCUCCGCCAUUGUUAAGAAAAAGCUACUAUACCAGCAUAUGUGGGUAUCACUUUCUAAGAACAAAGGCACUAGUCAAAAUUCACCCACUUUCCAGCACUGCAAAACUCAAUAUUGUUGGGUUUUUUUUUCUUCCUUUUCUUUUACUUAAUUUGUUGAGUUAAAAAAAAAAAAGAAAAAAAAAGGCAAGCUUUUGCAAACCUGCAUAAAAUCGCAAGCUACACAUUACUUACUUAGUGGUGUAACGCUACUACAACUGGGGGGCGGGGGAACACGUGAAUUCUUUUUGGAUUGGAGGAUUUGAGGAAUAUUUAGAUUUUAGAGUUGAAUUUGAACCCAUUAUGCCAAAAUUUGAUAAAAAGUUGAGAGACUCACAAAAGUGACUAGUCCAUUUCUUAAUUUUUCAAUCAUCAUUUUGUUCUCUGAUUUCUAAUAAAUGUUUCUUGGAGUUUUUCUGCAUAAAUAACCUGGUAUCGUUUCAGAUUUUUUCUGGGCACUUGUCAACUUCUGUUGGAUGGAUAUACUUGCUGCAUUUAUUGCUUCCUGAUUUGAGAGAAUUUCAAAAGGUUCUUUGUCUUUUGGUGGGGUCCUGAAUCCAGGAGAGAACUUGGGUCUUUCUUUAUUUUGCAUGUAUAUUCAUAGAAUCUGUUGUUCUUGGAGCUGAAAUGGAGCUCAGCAAUUCCUUGCAUAAACGCUCAAAGAGUGCUGCUCACUCUGACUAUCAUCAUAUCUUUGAAGAAGACAAGUUCUGCAGUUUCUUCAAUGCUUCAUAUGCUGCUGAGCAGGAUAUGGGAAAGAAGAUGAAGAAUUCUGUUGAACCAAAGAAAAGGCAUUUGACUGAUACAAUGCUUCAAAUUUCCUUGAAGGAAGAGGUUUCAUAUCAGAUGCAUUUCUUUUUUUUCCACAAGCUUGCAAAAGUUGACUAAUCCCUUUUUGUUGCUUUGCUUAUGGACAUUAUGUUAAGGCAAAGUAUUAGACUUUUGAGUUCAUUUCAUCUGAGAAAUGCACCGACGAAAUCAUGAGAUUUCGUUGAGCUGUGUGGCGACAAGGAUGGAUUUUCUGGAUUUGAAAAUUAGUUCGUGCCACAGAAGAGGUCUAAACUAAUCAAGUUUAAUCCUUUUACUUCUGGGGAGGAAUGUUAGAUGUCAUUCUGUUAGUUGAUGGUUCUAUUUUUAAAUUGUAAAUUGUAGUUGAUUUGCUCUUCUUACCAAUCAAUUGUAGUAUUUUUGUGAACUAAAGAGGUUUAAAGUAUUCAUGGUUCAAUGGUUUUGACUUCUGAGAGGAAUCAAGAUAUAUAUGAUGAUUGUUGUUAUCCUACCUAACUCAGUAAUAUUUUAAAAGCAGAAAAUGAUGUGGUGAUUGUAAUGUUGUACUUACUGAUCUUGUAUAAGCCAAUAAUCGGGCAUAUAUAUUUGGCCUGUUCUUAGUUGAUCGUGUGCCGAUUUCUAACUUUCCUGCAGAUUUUAGAGCUUCAGCAGCAACUUGGGAAUCAGUUUGCAAUGAGGCAAGCACUGGAAAAGGCAAUAUGUUCCAAACCGUUGAAGCUUGAUGCCAUAUCUGAAGAGUCAGUUUCCCAGUCAGCUAAGGAUCUGAUAGAAGAUAUUGCUGUCUUGGAGUUGGAAAUCGCCUACCUGGAAAAGUAUCUACUCUCAAUGUAUAGGAAAACUUUUGCAAAGAGGUUAAGUUCUCCACCUAUUGUCAAUGAUAAAUCAAAUUUAGAUCCAACUUCAGAGAAGCAAGCAUUUUUGGCAAAUCCUGAAGAUACCAUCAUGCAAGAAAGAACCAUAAAUGCUGGACAUCUGGCGCUGUCUAGAGAUUCAGUGGACUCUCAGCAGAAGAGAUGUGAUGAUAUAUUGGGAUCCCAGGUACUGAUCGAUUCUAGCAUCCACCGCAGCCACUCAUCGCUGUCGCAUAGGUCAGCAGUCGCCGCGAGGAAUUCUCCUUCACAGGGACCACUAGCAGUAGCAGAAGCUGUAGAAUCGUAUCAUUCACUGCCUUUAUCCAUGCUUGAGAGGGCUCAAGGUAGUGGAAAUGUUGGUUUGGCAGGGCAACUUGGUACACAUGUUCAGGAUCAUGUUUGGGAGACACCAAACAGAAUAUCUGAGGAGAUGGUCAAAUUCAUUUCCGCUAUACUUUAUCAACUUGCCGAUCCUCCCUUGGAGAAUAGUGGUUUCCUUUCUUCUCCUUUAUCCUUCUCACCAUCGAGGAGCUCGCCGCUAAAUCAGCAUUAUAGUUGGAACCAACAGUGCAGUGAUGGUUCAGUUUUCAAUUCUUGGCUGGACAGCCCACUACACGUGGAAUCGACAAAAGAAUUUAGUUUUCCGUAUCCAAGAUUAGCUGAAGUUAAAGGGAUCUGCAGAGAUCAGCAAAGUCUAAACAGAGUUGAGGACAAGAUGCAGAAAUUUAGGUCUCUUGUGUCUACACUAGAAUUUGUUGACCCGCGGAAAAUGAAGCUUGAAGAGAAGCUAGCUUUUUGGAUAAAUGUUCACAAUGCUCUAGUGAUACAUGCCUAUUUGGUUUAUGGAAUUCCGCGAGGCAACAUAAAGAGAAUAUCCCUACUUCUCAAGGCAGCGUAUAAUAUUGGUGGUCAUAACAUAAGUGUGGAAAUGAUACAAAGCUCUAUCUUGGGAUGUCGAUUACCUCGUCCAGGACAAUGGCUGCAAUCGCUUUUCUUUCCGCGAACAAAGUCCAGGGCUAGAGACACUUGGAAAGCAUAUGCAACCGGGCACCAAGAACCCCGUCUACAUUUCGGCCUUUGUUCAGGAAGCUAUUCUGAUCCUGUGCUUCGUCUGUACACUGCGAAGAGAGUAUUUCAGGAGCUUGAAGUAGCAAAAGAAGAGUACAUUCAGACCAACUUCAGGAUACAGAAGGAUCUGAAACUAUUGCUACCCAAGAAAGUGGAUUCUUUCGUGAAAGAGUCUGAAAUGACACCAUCUGGCCUAAUGGAGUUAAUGGAGCAUUGUUUGCCCUCUUUUCUGAGGGAAAAUUUCCAGCAACAACCUCAACAACAGGGAAAGUUUUGGAAGAAAAUUGUGUGGGUUCCCAACAACUUCGCGUUCCGGUACCUGAUUGCGGAUGAAUUGGUGAAAUGAUAACACAAAGAUUUUAUGAUUUCAUAAAUUCAUCAGAAAAUGUAGAAUUGAUCAAGAUAACUCCAUCAUUGUAUCCUUGUGCUAUAUGUAUGUGAAUGUGAAUAUAUAGAGGGUGAUGCCAGAGUUUUGAGUGACAGAUGAAUCUGAAACAGAAACUGCAGAACUCAAGUACGAUCAAACGUAUGAACAAACAAAAGAGCACCAAUUCAGAGAAAAUGUAGAUAAAAAAAAGGUUCAAAAUACUACACAUAACGAGCAAUGAUUCCUUCUGGAUCCCUAGAAAAUUGGAAAAUCUAGGAUUCCUCUAAUUGUGUCUCUCUUCGGAUUCAUCAUCUGUCAUUCUUAACUCUCGCAACCUCAAUUUGUUCAGGACACAGCCAAAUC